Oncorhynchus tshawytscha (Chinook salmon) is the source of this 1749-nucleotide messenger RNA. RefSeq names its product ECRG4 augurin precursor a (gene ecrg4a). Gene Ontology annotation, biological process: central nervous system development; anaphase-promoting complex-dependent catabolic process; regulation of cell population proliferation. Bases 291 to 728 code for a protein of 145 amino acids. NCBI's taxonomy places the organism in Eukaryota, Metazoa, Chordata, Actinopteri, Salmoniformes, Salmonidae. The transcript is spliced from 5 exons. The record is from RefSeq and is a predicted model, not a curated record.
AGGGAGAACAGCAGCUAUACGGUUACAGUUCCUCUCUCACUGCUGCUGCUGUACUCACUGGAUGGAAAAGAACCCCAGGCACACAUUAACAUUCCAUUAGAAGAAAAAACAUUACUUCAGUCAGGCCUGUUUCUGUGGGUUGGAUUUUGGGAUAAACGACAUUAAGCCACUACGGGCCAGUUUCCGAUCGGAACGUUUGGCUCGCGGCCCCAACUGCUCCCCCUGUAUCUGUGUGUUUGUGGCGUGUGUUGCCAUUAGACGGGUCAGAACGUGAGAGCGAAGGGGACACCAUGGCUUCUCAGCGGCUUUAUCUGAGGUUGGUAGAGCUCACCGCUCUGCUCACAUUGCUGGCCCUCGCAGAUGUUUCCAGUGAGAGCAGCCUUCACAAGAUCCUGAAGAAAAGAGAUGUGGUAGGUGACGGUAGCGCUUCACCUAAGUACAGGGUGGCUGUUGCUCCCGCCAAGGCCAAAGAGUUCCUGGCCAAGCUACAGCGGCCCAAGAGGAACAUUUGGGACCGCAGCAGGCCAGAUGUGCAGCAGUGGAUCAUGCAGUUCAUGUACAUGGGCUUCGACGAGACGAGACUGGAGGCGGACCUGUCCUACUGGAUGGACCAUGCGCUGUCCAGCGAUCAGGGUCGCCAGCACCAUUAUGACGAGAACUCUCCCAUUGCACCCAGAGACAGAGGGGCACACCGUCACAGAGCCGACGUCAACUACGACUACUACUAACUCAACAUGCUGUCUCACUCCCUCUCUCAAAACGGCCAAGACAUCCUGUGGCGUGCCACAGGGUUGGAUAAUGGGACCUUUGUUAUUCCUAAUCUAUAUCAAUGACCUUGCUGCUGUUUCUUCUACAGUACUUCCCAUUCUCUUUGCUGAGGAUACCAAGUAGAUUUUUAUCACACAAUAUUUGUAUUCACUAAUUAACAAAGCCAACUCAGGCGUGGACACAUUUUCUGAAUGGUUCCAGAUUAACACAUUAUCUUUAAAUGUUAAAAAAAAUCUAACUUUAUUUUAUUCACUAGUAAGGAUAAGAAAUGUGGUUAAAAUAAAGAGCCAGAAUCUCAAUUGGUGGGAAUGAAAUGGAACAAGUCACAUCCACUAGAUUCCUCUGAGUUAUAAUUGAUGAACAGUUGUCCUGGAAAGAUCAUAUCCAGUUAGUUCCACUAGAUUCCUCUGAGUUAUAAUUGAUGAACAGUUGUCCUGGAAUAAUCAUAUUCAGUUAGUUCCACUAGAUUCUUCUGAGUUAUAAUUGAUGAACAGUUGUCCUGGAAAGAUCAUAUUCAGUUAGUUCCACUAGAUUCUUCUGAGUUAUAAUUGAUGAACAGUUGUCCUGGAAAGGUCAUUUUCAGUUUGUCUGCAGCAAAGUGGUGAAAUCUGUUGGUAUUAGUGGUUUGGUUCAUCAGGCUUGCUUCCUAACUCUAUACUAUAUCGUAGCUUAAUUUACCAUAUCUUAUUUACUGUAAUAUUGUCUGGGCCAGCACAUAUGCCUCCUAUCCACACAAAUUACUCAUCAUACAAAAUACAUUUGCAAGACUAGCCUCCUCCUCUAAUUACCUGGCUCCAUUUGCACCUUUGUUUAAGAAACUCCAGAACUUGUAUAUUUACAACAUUAACGUACGCAAAACAUGCACUUUCAUCUACAAAUACUCAAUCAAAUUCAAUCAAAUGUAUUUACAAAGCCCUUUUUAUAUCAGCCGAUGUCACAAAGUGCUCUACAGAAACUCAGCCUAAAAACCCCAAACAGCAA